Homo sapiens (human) is the source of this 1386-nucleotide messenger RNA. RefSeq names its product potassium two pore domain channel subfamily K member 7 (gene KCNK7). Bases 29 to 802 code for a protein of 257 amino acids. Gene Ontology annotation, biological process: potassium ion transmembrane transport. Lineage: Eukaryota; Metazoa; Chordata; Mammalia; Primates; Hominidae. Gene Ontology annotation, cellular component: membrane. The record is from RefSeq and is marked reviewed. Gene Ontology annotation, molecular function: potassium channel activity. The transcript has 2 exons.
AGUUCCCACAGCACCCCAGCGGCCUGCCAUGGGGGGUCUAAGGCCCUGGUCCCGAUACGGGCUCCUGGUUGUGGCCCACUUGCUGGCCCUGGGGCUUGGGGCUGUGGUGUUCCAGGCCCUGGAGGGGCCUCCUGCAUGCAGGCUUCAGGCUGAGCUCAGGGCAGAGCUGGCAGCCUUCCAGGCAGAGCAUAGGGCCUGCCUGCCACCCGGAGCUCUGGAAGAGCUGCUGGGCACUGCCCUGGCCACCCAGGCCCAUGGGGUCUCCACCCUGGGCAACAGCUCAGAGGGCAGGACCUGGGACCUUCCCUCAGCCCUGCUCUUCGCUGCCAGCAUCCUCACCACCACAGGUUAUGGCCACAUGGCCCCACUAUCGCCAGGCGGAAAGGCCUUCUGCAUGGUCUAUGCAGCCCUGGGGCUGCCAGCCUCCUUAGCUCUCGUGGCCACCCUGCGCCAUUGCCUGCUGCCUGUGCUCAGCCGCCCACGUGCCUGGGUAGCGGUCCACUGGCAGCUGUCACCGGCCAGGGCUGCGCUGCUGCAGGCAGUUGCACUGGGACUGCUGGUGGCCAGCAGCUUUGUGCUGCUGCCAGCGCUGGUGCUGUGGGGCCUUCAGGGCGACUGCAGCCUGCUGGGGGCCGUCUACUUCUGCUUCAGCUCGCUCAGCACCAUUGGCCUGGAGGACUUGCUGCCCGGCCGCGGCCGCAGCCUGCACCCCGUGAUUUACCACCUGGGCCAGCUCGCACUUCUUGGUAAGUCCAGCCACCUAACAGCGUGUGGGGGAAGGGGGAAGAGGAGCCUGGACUAGGACUCCCAUAAAUCACUGGGGGGCUGGGCCUUGCAGGUGGAGGGACCUCACUCCAGGGCACGGCGUGGGAGGGGUAGUCGAAGAGCUCUGGUGGCAGCGUUGAGAAGGGGGUGAGUGGUGCCAGUUGCCAGGGCAAGUCACUGCGCUGGGAGGUGGGCGGGGAGCAUCACCAGAACCCAGGCGCUGCCCCAGCACCUUCUCCUCCCCAGGUUACUUGCUUCUAGGACUCUUGGCCAUGCUGCUGGCAGUGGAGACCUUCUCUGAGCUGCCGCAGGUCCGUGCCAUGGGGAAGUUCUUCAGACCCAGUGGUCCUGUGACUGCUGAGGACCAAGGUGGCAUCCUAGGGCAGGAUGAACUGGCUCUGAGCACCCUGCCGCCCGCGGCCCCAGCUUCAGGACAAGCCCCUGCUUGCUGAAGCGUCAGGUGACCGAGUUCAGCUCCGUAAGGUGGCGGCACCUGAGGAGGAAGCAGCCAGGAGUGGCUGGGGAAGAAUCUGGAGAUGGAGCCGCGGUGAGGGUGGGCGGGAGGCCUCAGAGGAUACUGUUAAUCAUAAAAUGAGCAACGACUUCGGCUAUUUUCAACUA